AUGAUCUUUUCAAGAACCGCAGCCAUUAGUAUCGCCUUGGCUUCCACCAACUUUUUGACCGGAGUUUCCGCCAACAACAAGUACCUCCACGAUGACUACUCUGACUUGACUUUGGACCAACCAUCCACCAAGUACUGCUCCCCAAGAAGCAUCCUCCAGGUCGGCCAGGGCACCGAAUUCGUCUCCAACCACAAGAGACAUAUUGGCGCUGAUGUCGGAGCCCAAGUUGCCGCUGACGUCUUAGGACUUGUCGGUGUCGAUGUCGGCGCUGGUGUCGGCGUUGAUGUUGGCAAGAGACACAUUGGUGCUGACGUUGGCGCUCAAGUUGCCGCUGACGUCUUAGGCCUUGUUGGUGUCGAUGUCG
Suhomyces tanzawaensis NRRL Y-17324 is the source of this 364-nucleotide messenger RNA. RefSeq lists its product as uncharacterized. The transcript has a single exon. Lineage: Eukaryota; Fungi; Ascomycota; Pichiomycetes; Serinales; Debaryomycetaceae. The annotation marks the transcript as partial. The record is from RefSeq and is a predicted model, not a curated record.